Molecule: messenger RNA, 5304 nt
Organism: Nerophis ophidion (straightnose pipefish)
Lineage: Eukaryota; Metazoa; Chordata; Actinopteri; Syngnathiformes; Syngnathidae
Product: PDZ domain-containing protein 4-like
Molecular function (GO): protein binding
Source: RefSeq, a predicted model, not a curated record
AUGGGCAGCAGACUCCCAUCAGUCGGGACCAGCCGCCUAUUGUGUUCCCCACGCUGCAGCACGGGGCGGCAUUUACCGUCGCGCCCAAGGCGAGAAGCAGAGAACUAUCCUCCAAUCAGUAGAGGAUCAUUUCACUCCUCCCGUGAGGCUUCUGCUGAUGCAAAUUUAUUGCUGACAUGCAGGGAUGGGGCUUUUUACAUCUUUGCUCCAACACAAUCCUGCCACCUGGACUGAGUGGCAGAAGAGAGGAGGACUAACAUGGAUCUACCUUUUCCUUCUGCAAACUGAAAGUGGGAUUCACUUUAACAGCUGCACAAGUACUUGCUGAGGACAUGUUCUUAGUUUAUCCCUCAUUUAGUUUGUGCUCUUCUUAAAGCAGACACAAUCAGAUGCUGGACUGCAGUCAUUUUUAAGUUGACACUGUUGCGCGUUCCGUCUUCACUUUGACUACGGCUGUCAUGCUCCUCUCAGGGGUUCAUUGAGGGUUAUUCCCAUUUGCUCCUGCAUGUGCGCCUCAGAGUGUGGUCGUCUGUCAGGCUUCGGGAUUACAGCACCUCUGGAAAAGAAUACAGGUGCAGUGAAGCCUUGAUCAAGGCUUAACUGCCGUAAUAGCUUGUUCCUGGCAGCCUGCGGAGCCAGGGACGCUUCACACACGGCUCAAGCUGCGACUGCAUUGACACUUGCUGCAGGAGGAUUAUAGAUAAAAGGUUAAAGCAACAUGAUUUGACUCAGAGGGCAAAACCCAGAUGACAGGGGAAGUUGUAUUGAGUUUGGGCUUCCUUGUAAUCCAGGUUGUCCUCACGGAAUGUAAUAUCAGUGAGGAAUAUUAAACAAAAGAGAAGAGAUCAGAAAAUAAAACACAGAAGAAACUUGACCUCUGUAAUAAUCAAUCACAAAAUCAAAUCAGUCUGUGAUUAGAUAUUGAUUUCUAGGGCCAGACAGGAUACUUUCUUGUCUCAUUUGUCAUCUCAAGAGGUCACUGAUUUCAUUAGGUGUCAUUCAGUCUCACCCUGUAGCAGUCAGUUAGGCUCCUUAUAAUCACCAACUUGAUGGUAUUUGACAACAGAUAUGAUAAAAAAAAGAGAAUUUUCUGCUGAGAUAUACAAUGGUUGAGCAUGUUUCCUUAUUCUCAUAUUUGGUGUUUACAGAAAAUGAGGACAUGAGAUGAGUACAUGACACUUCGCCCUGAAUUGAAAGGCCAAAGGGUAAAAGAGCACAUUUGCUUCACCAUCCCCUUUCCAGAAGCUUUGAUGAGUGCAUGAGUAAUAGGAAAACAUCUGGAAAACAGAAAUAUUUGACAGCACGUAAAGUGCCGCAUGACACUUUUUAGAGUUCUAAGUGUACAAACUUGGCAAAGAGCACAGGGCAGCACCAAGCGGAGAACAACAAAAGUCCUGUCAAAUCAGUUUUGCUGAAAAGUUGGAAAGGGAUGUGUCUGAAAAGAGCACAAACUUUGAUAACACAGACAAUCACGUCCACAGUGGACUAACAUGAAUGACAUGUUUUCCCGAAGAACACAAAUAAGUGUGCCAUCAAGCAUUGGACUUCCGAACAAAGCACAAGGGUAAUUUUUGAAGGUGAGGAAGAGGAGUGAUACAACACAGCAAGCCAGGGUGGGGCCUACUACCCCUGACACGGACAAAGACCUCGGAAGAAAUCGUUCUGCCAUAAGAACCGCUCAUCAGAUCACUGCUCUGGACCUCCGCUGUCUUGCAGUGGGUUAGACAUCACGAUGGGGUGCAACAUGUGUGUGGUCCAAAAGCCAGAAGAACAAUACAGGGUCAUGUUCCAGGUGAAUAAAAAGGAGCUCUGCCGCCUGUCUGGGGAUCCCACACUGGACAUACGGGACCCUCUGUUGUCCAGCCUAUUGAGACGUGGGGCGCGCAGACGUGCAGGCCCGACGGCGCCCCCUGCGGCGAUUGUACCAGUGACCAUGGGGAUGGCCGACUGUGUGGACAGCUGCACCCAAACGGACAUCAGCUUCCAACAUAUGUUGACUUUAGGCAAAAGCAGACAGCAUCCUUGUGGAGCUCCGCCUCCACCAAACCCUCCGCCCUCGCCUCCUCUACCCCCACUACUGGAGCCAUAUCUACUCAAUGAACUUUUCCUAGAGCCCGUGUACUACGACCCCGCCGACUACUUUGACAUCACUCAGCACGACGUCGACAGGCAGGAUGAGCUGGAAUAUGAGGAGGUGGAGCUGUACAAGUCUCGUCAGCAGGAUAAACUGGGACUGACCGUCUGCUACAGAACAGACGAUGAGGAGGAUCUCGGGAUAUAUGUCGGCGAGGUGAACCCAAACAGUAUUGCUGCUAUGGAUGGACGCAUCCGUAAGGGGGACAGAAUACUUCAGAUCAAUGGCGUGGACGUCCAGGACAGAGAGGAGGCGGUUGCUAACCUCACCAGAGAGGACAGCACUAAUGUCUCCUUGAUCCUCGCGCGACCUGAGAUAGAGAACGACAACCAGCUGGAUCUCCACGAAGCAGAACUGGAGCCGCUGGACAAUGCGGGCCAUCUGCUUGGCAACCACAGCACCUCUGACCCUGCCUCCCCCCCAGGGGAUAGCGCUAGUGGCGGCCAUGAUUGCUGCAUCAACAGAGAUUCGCCUGAUCUGCUGCAGACGGUGCUGAGCAACAGCCAGGAGCUGGACAGCGGCGUGGGCCGCACAGAUGAAAGCACUCGUUACGAGGAGUCUUCAGAACAUGACCUUCUGGGAGACGACCACACCAGCGCCUCCAAUACCAACGCCACCAACACACCCGGAAGCCUUCGCAAGUUGGUGUACUCCCAGGACCUGCAGUGCAGCACAGACUCGCUCUUAGGUCUGGAUCAGCUGGAGCCAAGCGAGAGGAUGAUGAUGCCUGGCCUAACUGAGGAAGAGUGUGAGAGGUACAAAGAACUCCUGGAGAUCAAGUGUUACUUCGAGAAGAACAGCAGCGUCUCUCUGGACGAGAACAGGAACGAGAGCCUGACUCAGCAGGAGAUGGCACUCCUGGAGGAGGAGCUGCGCCACUUGGAGUUCAAGUGUCGGAACAUCUUGAGGGCGCAGAAGAUGCAGCAGCUGAGGGAGCGCUGCCUCAAAGCUUGGCCUCUGGAGGACAAUAGCAGCGCCCGUUUGGAGGAGUCUCGUCACCACGCUCUGUCGGACAUCAACGAGCUGCCAGAGAGGGAGCGCUCUGACAAGGACAGCACAAGUGCCUACAACACUGGUGGGGAAAGCUGCAGGAGCACCCCGCUUGUCAACGAGCAGCACCUUUCCCCUUUUACACCCAGCCUGGACGGAGGAGUACCUCUACUCCUGUGCAGUUCCUCCAGGCCGAAAGAGAGGACGACCCGAAGCGAGCGAGGGGAUGGCCUCCUCGCCAACCUCAACCAAACCUUGGCCUCUCACAAGAGAGGCUCCAACAGCUCCUUGUUCCAGAAUGGAGAAGCUCGGAGGGGCUCAGACGGCGGGACAAGACGUACCUUUAAAGCGAGCGAGACGAGGCCGGGGGGCCGCAGCGCAGAGAACAGUCCUUACAUGUCCCGCCGUCACGACACAAAGCUGCCUCAGCGCUACCUGAGCUGCAUGCAGCUGAGGUCUUCUUCCAACUGUGAGAAGCUCGGGGGACCAGAAGAAGGUGUGGACCUCAGAGGAGGAGACAUCAGCCCCAUGAGUCUGGGUAGCACCUGUAAGAACGUGGAGCCUCUUCCCUUGUCACCUCGCAUGGAGUGGAAGGUGAAGAUCCGCAGCGACGGCUCGCGCUACGUGGCGAAAAGACCAGUUAGGGAUCGCCUGCUGAAGGCCCGGGCCUUAAAGAUCAGGGAGGAGCGGAGUGGCAUGACCACGGACGACGACGCGGUUAGCGAAAUGAAAAUGGGCCGCUACUGGAGCAAAGAGGAGCGCAAGCAGCAGCUGCAGAAGGCCAGGGAACAGCGGCGGCGCCGGGAGAUGAUGAUGCAGAGUCGCCUCGAAUUCAUGAGCGAGCGGGAGCAGGGCGGCGCCGGCGGGCAGCAAGGGGCCACGCAGCAACAGGAAGCCACCUCCAUCCAGGAGCUGUGCCAUCGCAGGAGCACCAAAAAACGCAGUCGCAGGAUUCUGGACAACUGGAUCACAAUCCAGGAACUGCUGACUCACGGGAGCAGGUCUGCCGACGGCACAGAAGUUUAUAACCCACUGUUGUCCGUCACCACAGUCUAAGGACAAGACUCCAAUGCUUGAACUCUUGGGUCUAACCUAACACAUGGACAAUAUCUAGUAUUGGCAAAGAAGAAACAGGAGCAGUUAAAAACUCGCCUUUUGAGCCACUGAUCAAAAGCCUUAAACAUAUGUAAAUGUGCUAAAAUUUGAUUUUAUGUCCCUGUCAUAACCUCCUGGUGACAGUAAAAACAUUUUCCAUUUCUGAGAAAAUUGUGAGUUACGACUAAAACGUCAAACUGCAUAUUUUGUAGUUUAUAUAUUGGCUGUGAAAUGAACCCACUCAAUCAUCUAAGAAAAAUGAAGUAGCAGCCUGGACUCCACCUGGAGAGAACUCUUUUGGAACACUCACAUUUUUAAAAAGCUACUUCAAGGCACACGUAUUCCAUUGGCCGUUUUAGAUCUUUGCACCAGCUACAUGUGACUCUAACCUAAAUAGCACAAGAAUAAAAACAAGUUGAAUGGUAAAAAUCCCAACACAAAUAAAGAUAAGUCAAAAUAAAAUGGAGCUGAAUGAAAAGAUUCAGUUGGAGGGUGUGGCAACGCAGAAAAAUCACUGCCACUACUUUCCUGCGUUAAAUAUGAAAACAGCGCCAUCUGGUGAUUGAUUAGUAGUGUAACCAUAAAUCACCCCUAUUCUGGAAAUGAGGACAAACAAGGAAAUGAAAGCACAACAAAAAAAUAAACAGAACUGAAUUUGUACAACAAUUCUGAUUUAACAGAAGAUAUAUAUUGGAUGCUUUUUAAUCCCACCAAGGGUAGUGUGUGAACGAUACCAAGCACAGCAGCAUACAAAUAUUCUUGAUAGUGGUUUAAAUAACAUUUUUUAAAGGUUUCAAGCCAUCCUUUGACUAUCCAAAACAUCCUGUUUACUUACUAAACGUUUUUGGGGAAAAAUGUCAGUUGUCAAUCUCAAGCAUUGGAAUCAAACAACUCUUGACCUUCCACGUGAGCACAUUUUUACCUGCAUGUUGGUCAGAGGCUGCCUUUUACAUGUACUUUCAGACUAACAGCUUUGACAUACUGUGUUUGUAUUAGUGUAGAUGGCCAAAACGUGGUUAACUGUAGUGUUGUCCAGUGUCUAUCAUUUUACCAUUAUCAAACCCUUUUCUUCAUUAAACAAUGUU